Messenger RNA from Mangifera indica (mango), 2502 nucleotides. RefSeq names its product putative disease resistance protein RGA4. Gene Ontology annotation, biological process: defense response to other organism. NCBI's taxonomy places the organism in Eukaryota, Viridiplantae, Streptophyta, Magnoliopsida, Sapindales, Anacardiaceae. The record is from RefSeq and is a predicted model, not a curated record. Gene Ontology annotation, molecular function: ADP binding; pseudouridylate synthase activity. The coding region runs from base 1 to 2502 and encodes 833 amino acids. The transcript has 3 exons.
AUGGCUGAAGCAAUUAUUUCUGGUGUCUUGCAGCAGUUGAUUUCAAUCAUUGUUGAAGAAGCAAAGCAAAAGGUGAAGCUGGUUGUCGGUAUCGACAAUGAAGUCAAAAAGCUUAGUAGCAAUCUGGAAGCUAUUCAAGCUGUGCUGGUUGAUGCAGAGGAAAGACAAGUGAAAGAGAAAACUGUAGAACUUUGGUUAGAUCGGCUCAAACAGGCUUCCUACAACAUUGAAGAUGUGUUGGGUGAGUGGAACUAUGCCAUUCUAAAACAAAAAAUUGAGGGAGUUGAUGAUGCUACCGUUCCUAAGAAGAAGAAGGUGUGUUUCUUCUUUCCCUCCUCUUGCUUUUCAUUCAAACAAGUUAGUUUGCGUAAAGACAUUGCAAUCAAGAUAAAAGAAGUAAAUGAUAAUCUAGAUGACAUUGCGAAACAAAAAGAGAUGUAUGGUUUUAAUGCAAUUAGAAAGGCUGAAAAAUUAGAACGAGUACAAACUACUUCAUUUAUUGAUGUGUCUGAGAUAUGCGGUCAAGAUGAUUGUAAGAGUAUUUUAAUACAUAAGUUGUGUGCAAGCAGUGAGCAACACCUCCCUAUCAUCUCUCUUACAGGGAUGGGAGGUAUCGGUAAAACAACUCUUGCUCAAUUUGCUUAUAAUCAUGAUAUGGUGAUUAAUAGUUUUAACAAAAGAAUAUGGGUAUGUGUAUCAGAACCUUUUGAUGAGUAUAGAAUUGCUAAAGCAAUUAUUGAGUCUUUAGGAGGUUCAACUAAGGAUUUAAGUGAAUUGCAAUCUCUUCAUCAACAUAUUAGUACAUUAAUCCAAAGAAAUACAUUUUUUUUGGUGUUAGAUGAUGUGUGGACUGAGGAUUAUAAAAAGUGGGAACCAUUGUAUCGUUGUUUGAUGAAUGGUGUCCAUGGAAGUAAAAUUUUAGUUACAACACGCAAGGAGUCGGUUGCAAAAAAGAUGGGUUCGAUUGAUAUUAUCAAUGUUCAGGGGUUGAGUGAUGAUGAAUGUUGGUUGUUGUUUAAGCGAAUAGCAUUUUUUGGUAGGCCUUUUGAGGAAUGUGAAAGACUAGAAGAGAUUGGCAAAAAGAUUUCGGGCAAGUGCAAAGGUUUGCCUCUUGCUGCAAAGACAUUAGGAAGUCUCUUGCGCUUUAAAAAACGUUGGGAAGAAUGGAAACGUAUCUUAGGUAGUAAAUUAUGGAAACUUGAAGAAAUUGAAGAAGAUGUUUUCCAACCAUUAUUAUUGAGUUAUAAUGAUUUGCCUUAUACAAUAAAAAGAUGUUUCUUAUAUUGUGCUAUCUUUCCUAAGGAUUAUGGAUUAGGAAAAAAUGAAUUGAUUAAACUAUGGAUGGCUCAAGGAUAUGUUAAAGAAGAAGAAGAUAAGGCAAUGGAGAUAGUUGGAGAAGAGUAUUUUGACUGUUUAGCUUCACGAUCAUUAUUCCAAGAGUUUAGAAAAGAUGAUGAAAAUAAUGUGAUUGGAUGUAAGAUGCAUGAUUUAGUGCAUGACUUUGCUCAAUUUUUAAAUAAGAAUGAAUGUGUCCACAUAGAAGUUGAUGAUUCUAAAGAGCCACUUUUAAACUCUUUUAAUAGUGAAAAAGUUUGCCAUGUCAUGAUAACAGUUUGUGAUGAAGAUUUAUUUCCUGAUUCCAUAUUUAGUUUAAGAAAGAUGCACAGUUUCUUAUGUAAUAAGAACGAUAUUAGGUAUUCAUUGCCUUUUAAUAUCUUACCAAAAUUAUUUGGUGAAUUAACAUGUUUAAGGGCAUUAAGUUUUUCACCUGGGUAUAUGGAAAGUUUGAGCGAAGACAUUCCUAAAGAGGUAGGAAAAUUGAUGCAUUUGAGAUAUCUUAAUUUGAGUGGCUUAGGCAUGAGAAAACUUCCUGGAGCAUUAUGUGACAAGUUGGGAAAUGUACUAGAUGUGGAGAAGGUUAAAAGAUCAGAAAUAAAGAAUCAAAAAAGCCUCAUUGGUUUGUUGCUAAAUUUCGAAAAAAAGGUUGAUGGAAGAGAGAGGAGAAACGAGGAGGAUGAAGUACUUCUUGAAAUCCUACAACCAUCUUUAAAUUUGGAGAAAUUACGAAUAUGGAGUUACAGAGGCAACACUAUUUUGCCCAACUGGAUGUUGUCCUUAACCAAGCUCAGACACUUAAUACUUAAUGGUUGUAGUAACUGUAAGUAUUUGCCUCCCUUGGGAGAAUUGCCAUCCCUUGAAUAUUUAAAUAUAAGAGAAAUGGACAGUUUGAAAAGUGUGAGUAAUGAAUUUUUGAGAAAAGAAAAUGACGGCACAUCUUCAUCAUCUGUUUUCUUUCCUAAAUUGAAAAGAAUUGAAUUUUGGAGUAUGCUUGAGUGGGAAGAAUGGGACUACGAGAUUACUAGAAUUGGGGAAAAAGAAGAAGCGAUGGAUACAAUGUCAGAUCUUACAGAGCUUGGAAGAACUCCAGUAGCAGUCAUCUCUGCUGGUGUAAAGUCCAUUUUAGAUAUUCCAAGGAUACCAGUUCAUUUCCAAUAUCUGUAA